AUGAUCUGCCUCUCCAAAGCGGACGAGUCGUUCUACCGACACCUCACCUGGAACCAGAGCCCUUCGCCUCUGGCCUCAUCCCACACCACGCGCCAGGACCUCAAUGGCAUCUCCAACCUGCGCGAGCAUGUCGAUGCUGACCAGGAUGAUGGGAGCGGUGGCAGUAAUGGGUCACUCUUGGGUGCAUGUGAUGACAGUAAUCAAUCUGGGAAUCAAGCUUCCGAGCCCGAGAAGGGCUCUCCCAACGAUGCGGGACGACUGUCCCGUAUCUCGGGACUGUCCUCGCGUCUAAAGACGGUCGCUGGUGGUGAUGACCACAGCCGUCUUCCUCGAGGCGCUCUCUCGUCAUGUGCCUCGCACAUUUGGAGCUGGACCAUCUGGGUCCUCUCUGUCCUUGUUGUCUCUACGAUUCUCUCGUCCUGGAACUCGCCCUCGCCGUCGCCCGUCGCCAAAGCCCCCUCGCCCAAGCCUCAGGAGUCACUGGUUGUCGAUCACUUCUCGACCCUCCGCAAGCGAAACACUUGCGCCAAGGGAGGCGUUGACAAGGAAGACUACAACCUUCCUCUUCACGUCGGAGCUCUCUUCAUCAUCCUGUUUGUCUCGACGUUGGGCUGUGCGUUUCCUGUUCUGGCCACCAAGUUCCCGGGCCUAAGAAUCCCAAGCCGCUUCUUCUUUGCCGUGCGCCACUUUGGUACCGGCGUUCUCAUCGCUACAGCUUUCGUUCAUCUGCUUCCCACGGCCUUCAUCUCUCUCGGGGACCCUUGCCUCAGCAGCUUCUGGAACCAGGACUACCCUGCUAUGCCAGGCGCCAUCGCUCUUGCGGCCAUCUUCCUUGUCACUGUGAUUGAAAUGGUCUUUCACCCUUCACGACAUGUUGCUCCUGUUGAAAUUACGUCUACCAACUGCAACAGCCAGCAGGCGCAAACCGGUCGUGGGUGCAUGGGAAGCGUAGGCAUGCUUCCUAUCCGUGAUAUGGGGCCCCUCCGCGGACGAUCCUCAAGCAUCGGACAAGGCCUGUCUGUUCUCAACAGCAGAGAUGAGAGAGUGCAGAUGCAAAACCUCGAAGAAGAGGCUUGUGAAGACGACGACAACGCUCAGUCAGGAAGAAAACAUCUCGAGGAGACGAGCCUCGAGUCCCUACAGGUGCCUGCUCUGUCCCCAGAGCAGCAGCAACGCAAGGAGCUUCUCCAGUGCGUGCUGCUCGAACUUGGUAUCCUCUUCCACAGCGUCUUUAUCGGCAUGGCCCUCAGUGUGUCGAUUGGAAACGAGUUCAUCAUUCUGCUUAUCGCCAUUGUAUUUCACCAGACUUUUGAGGGUCUAGCUCUCGGAUCUCGAAUUGCAGCCAUCAAGUGGCCUGAGGGCAAACUGCAGCCUUGGUUCAUGGCGCUUGCAUAUGGAUGCACUACUCCCCUCGGACAGGCCAUUGGUCUUGCUACCCACAUGCUGUACAGCCCUGACUCCGAGGUUGGUCUCAUUGUUGUCGGUGUCAUGAAUGCCAUCUCGGCUGGACUGCUCACGUUUGCGUCCCUUGUCGAGCUGCUUUCCGAGGAUUUCCUCAGCGAUGAGAGCUGGCGCUUCCUGCGUGGCCGCAAGCGUGUCUAUGCCUGCCUGCUCGUGUUCUUCGGGGCUUUCUUUAUGAGUCUCGUCGGCGCUUGGGCUUAA
This is a messenger RNA of Fusarium keratoplasticum, 1662 nucleotides long. RefSeq lists its product as uncharacterized. Gene Ontology annotation, biological process: zinc ion transmembrane transport. Lineage: Eukaryota; Fungi; Ascomycota; Sordariomycetes; Hypocreales; Nectriaceae. The transcript has 2 exons. Bases 1 to 1662 code for a protein of 553 amino acids. Gene Ontology annotation, cellular component: plasma membrane. Gene Ontology annotation, molecular function: zinc ion transmembrane transporter activity. The record is from RefSeq and is a predicted model, not a curated record.